AUGCGAGCGCUCUCCUCCGUGGGCGUUGGCGGCGGCGGUGGCAGCGACACCAGCAACAACAGCAGGAGGAGCAACAACAAUCUUUCGACUGCUCCCUCGGCUCCGUCUCCCUCACCUUCACCAAGGCACGCCGGCGAUUCAUUGACAUCGCCGCCACUGAAAGGCACUCACCCACACACCACCACCACCACCACCAAUACCAAGCGUCCCCAGCAGCAGGGCAACAAUAAGCUCCAACAACACCAAAAACAUCUCGUCGUUCAGCAGGGCAAGCAAACGCCCGACUCGUCCCGAACUAGGAGAAACAUCAGGCCAUCCAUCUCACCCGCCACCCGCAUCAACCCCGCCGCAUCUGCUCAUCGUCCAUCAUCCAACUCGUCCAGACCAUCUGGGACGACGACAACGACAUCAUCCCGUCCAUCGGCUGCUCCCUCGGGUUCCUCUGGCCCUGGUGCCUCUGCUGCUCCAACCUCCGCAACAUCGUCGCCCGCCGCCGUCGCUGUCGACCGCAAACCCACGGCGGCCCAGCUCCGAACCACAAAUAAUCCCACAUCGACUAAUAACACCAAUCCCGCCGCCGUCGAUCGCUCGCCCACCCCUACCGCCGCUGCUACUGCUGCUACCACUACCACACGCCCACCACCACGGCCACUUACCGCUGCUGCCACUGGCCCACCAACGAUAAACGGGCCCCGACGCAUCACAGCUGCUGCCACCAGUGCCAGCACCACCAAAACAACCACCACCACCGCCGGCCCAAACACAACAUCGUCACCUUCACCUCCCACCAACACCACUACUUCAACGCCGACAACAACACCAGCACCGCAGCCCGCAACAACCCCAACGUCGACGCCAUCCUCAACCUCGAGACGACAGCCACCUGCCCUGUCCUCCAGCUUGCGCACACCCCUCCGCACACGAGACCAAAAUGUCCUGAACCCCUCUCGACCUGCAAACGCCGCGCGAGCGAAGCCUUCGCCUACCCCGUCGCCCACAAUCGGCACAUCACCAGCGUCCGCUUCCGCUACCUCAACACCCACCAUGCCCCCCUACGAGAAAGGGGGCAGCACGACCUCUCGCCAACCAGCGAUGCCUUCCCUCAGCGCAAAGGCAAUCGGUCGAGCUCCUCUGACCCCGAAAGUCGCUGCGAAACCUUCACCCCCGGUCGUCGCCCCCAUGGGUCGUCGCCGCAACGACAACACAAGUAACAACAACACAAAUUACCCCACACAACCGCACAUCAAUGGAGGGGGUGCGAGGGACGACCUCACGAGCCCUGCGCCUUUCCUCGCCGCGAAUAACAUCACACCUCGCACCGGCAGUCGCCAGAGCCGUGUGAGCAGUACCAACACAACCCCGAAUGGCACUCCGGACCCGGACAGGAACGAGUGGGAUCGCCAGCCGACACUCGAGCCUCCGAGACGACAGGUCGUCACCUUCAGCCCGCCUUCAAGCGUAAGCAGCAGGAACGAUGCAAACGAUUCAAAGUUUUUCUACGCCAGCGAGGCAAAACCAUCGCAAGCUUCUCAACCGAAAGCUCAGCCUCUCAAAGCCCAGCCCAGACCUCUAGCUCCUCAGCAGCGAAAUUCCACUUUCAUGUACGCCAACGGCGGUGCUGUCGAAAAGAACAGGCCUACGUCACCUGGUAUUGGUUUCACGCCUGUCCUGGCGCCGUCGCUUGCACCGUCCCUCUCUCCGCAACUUACGCCGGCGCCAGAGCCACCAUCGAGCAAGUUCUUCUACGCCAAUGGAGCUCCGAAUCUACAGCCUGGUUUCCGGCCCUCAUCCGCAGCAUCAAUGACGGGCUCAGUCACUUCGGCGUCGAGCAAGCUGCAUAGGACAUCAGCAGGUUCAGCGAAUGGCUUCCCUAUGGCCCAGCGACCGAUAUCACCAAACAAGCCAUCCCAACCUCCGACGUCCGCACCAUUAGUCAAGAGCAAUAGCAUGCCGCCUCACACUGUUGGCCGUGCCCACAUGACUAGCCCUCCGCCGCUCGCGCCGCCGUCACAUAAACGUAGGACGAGUACCGACACGCUCUCACAGGUGGCAAGUCAGGUCGGAUCAGAGGCACCAGCGACAGAUGCCAUGAUCAUGUCCAGAUUCAUGGCUUCACAAACAUCGACGCCCUCCGAAUUGCCGUCUCCGACAGUGCCGAGUUUCUUUGCGCAACAGCCGAUCACGAUUGCGUCAAUAAUACAGGCAGCAGACGAUCUGGAGGAAGAGGAAGAGGAGGAUUCGGCUGAUGAGGAUAACGACCUCGAAGACCUUCACAGCCCGACCAAGUCAUCUCACGGAGACCCCUUGAACGACAUGGUUCUCAACGCGAGAAGAGAGCGCAAGGUUCAGGAUCUUGAAAUCACCAACGCGUCUCUCGAGGCAAUCAACAGGUCGCUGGAAAAGCAGUUGCGGAAGCAGACGGCAGAACUCAGGAGGUACAAGAGGCUAUCAAGGUCCGGACGUCUGUCCGUCCCUCCUUCGGGCGGGUCGAGCCGGAUGACUUCUGCCGACUCCACUCCUGCAGGCCUAGGCAUUGAAGGACUGGACUUGUCGGAUCUCAGCGAGGAGGAGGCGGAGGAAAAUAUGGAUGAUUCCAUGUUUGAGUCUUCAGAGCUUUCCGAGACGGAUUCAAUGUCAAUAUCAAGUCCCAAGGAGGAUCCGGAACGAGACCUGCGUCGCCGGACUCGGGAUGAGAAGCGCUUGCAAUUGGAUCUCUCGAAACAUCGGGAAUUGCUCGUCGACAGCCAAAAGAUCAACGUGAGCAUCAAGAGAUGCUUGAAUUGGACAGAGGAGCUUAUCAAGGAAGGCAAGAAGGCCCUCGAGUACAACGUCCGCCCUAGCGACGUGGAGCUACCACCGCGGGUGCUCCGGCCGGCAUACCUUGAAGAGAACGAAGAUGCAGAGAAGGGGCAGAAGGAUGAGUUCACAACCUCAUUACCGAGCAGUCCGUUAGAUUCCCCGAGGAGUCUGUCGCCCCACUGGAGCAAUCCGCAGGACCGCGAUAGCGGAAUCGAGCUGCCUGCGGACGAAAAGAAGUACAACACAACAACAUAA
This is a messenger RNA of Colletotrichum costaricense, 3054 nucleotides long. RefSeq lists its product as uncharacterized. Bases 1 to 3054 code for a protein of 1017 amino acids. NCBI's taxonomy places the organism in Eukaryota, Fungi, Ascomycota, Sordariomycetes, Glomerellales, Glomerellaceae. The transcript has a single exon. The record is from RefSeq and is a predicted model, not a curated record.